This is a messenger RNA of Arvicola amphibius (Eurasian water vole), 3624 nucleotides long. RefSeq names its product zinc finger protein 2. The coding region runs from base 285 to 3050 and encodes 921 amino acids. Gene Ontology annotation, molecular function: RNA polymerase II cis-regulatory region sequence-specific DNA binding; DNA-binding transcription factor activity, RNA polymerase II-specific. The record is from RefSeq and is a predicted model, not a curated record. Lineage: Eukaryota; Metazoa; Chordata; Mammalia; Rodentia; Cricetidae. Gene Ontology annotation, cellular component: nucleus. Gene Ontology annotation, biological process: regulation of transcription by RNA polymerase II; central nervous system development. The transcript has 5 exons.
CACAUGUGACUUAACAUCAUUCCUAUCUCCAGUUCCCGGGGAUCCGGUACAUCGCCCACCUUCUCCACACCAGACAGGGACGUGGGACACAGAACAUAAAUAAAUCUUUUUUAAAAAGGAUGUUUUACAACACGAUUAACUAAUCAUUUUUCUAUAAUUAACUUUAAAAUAUUGUCAUUGUGAUGCAUAUACUGUCUAGGAAUGCGUUAGGUGUGUAGAUUCAGGUCAAGGAAGUAAUAGCUUAGAAUCUUGAGCCAGCCUACCCAUGAAUAUUGUUUCUGUCUAUGUACCUAUGUAAGCUUAACAAAGCAAAGUUUACAGGUAAACUGUUUAACUGUACUCACGUUGAUGCCUCACCCUUCUUGUUCAUUUGUAGGUAUUUUAUUUUGCCGCAGGAGUGUCUCUCAUGGCUUCCUUUCCCUCCCCCAGCUCCUCCUCUAGAGAUUGCACAUUUUCUAGGAAGGCCCCACAGGAAGGAGGAAGGCAAUGGCUGUUUGUCCUCUGCCAUUGGGCGCUCAGGACUCAGUGACAUUCAAGGAUGUGUCUGUGGACUUCACUUGGGCGGAGUGGAUGCAGCUAGAUUCUGUGCAGAGGAGCCUGUAUGGCAGACUGGUGCUGUUGAACUGCAGGAACCUGGUCUCCUGGCAGGACAUCAACUUUCCGAAUUAGAUGUGUUCUCUGAGCCGGAACAAGGACUGAGCCUGAGAAAAAGAGAACUCCCAGGUUGCAUCUUUCCGGGCUGGAAAACAAGACUUGAAACCAAAGAGUUAACUCCAAAGUCCAGCAUUAUUGAAAAAUUGCCCUAUGGGGCCAUGAUGGAAAAGGAAGAUUUCUGGCAUUCAGCUUUAGGGUCUGUCUGGGACCCCUCUUGUCAGCUAGAGAGGCAGCAGGAAAGAUAUCUGGGCCAAGUGGCAGUGGCCCAAAAGGAAACCUUUAAUGAGAAGAGGGUAUGUGACGGUAAUAAAACUGAAAAUUGUUCCAUUGAGGGUUCAAUGCUUAAUACACCACAAAGCAUUCCUUUGACAAAAAGGCCUCGCAAUUGGAAUUUACAUGGAAAAGAUUCCAAGCAGACUUCCAAGUUAAUGAAAUCUCCAAGAAUGUUUAUAGGGAAGAAAAUAUAUGAAUGUGAUGCCUGCAGGAAAACCUUCAGCCAGAGUUCCUCCCUGCUUAAGCACCAGAGGAUUCACACUGGGGAGAAACCCUAUAAAUGCAGCGUGUGUGGCAAGCACUUCAUUGAACGCUCCUCCCUCACCGUCCAUCAAAGGACUCAUACGGGGGAAAAACCCUACAAAUGUAAUGACUGUGGGAAAGCCUUCAGUCAGAGCAUGAACCUCACUGUGCAUCAAAGAACUCACACUGGAGAGAAACCUUAUCAGUGCAAAGAGUGUGGGAAAGCUUUUUGUAAGAAUUCAUCCCUUGUCCAACAUGAAAGGAUUCAUACCGGGGAGAAGCCCUACAAAUGUAGCGACUGUGGGAAAGCUUUUACACAAAGCAUGAAUCUGACAGUGCAUCAGAGAACUCACACCGGAGAAAAACCCUACGAAUGUAGCGAAUGUGGAAAAGCCUUCAGUCAGAGCAUGCAUCUUAUUGUGCAUCAGAGAAGUCACACUGGGGAAAAACCCUAUGAGUGCAAUGAAUGCGGAAAGGCCUUCAGUAAAAGCUCAACGCUCACUCUACACCAGCGAAAUCACACUGGAGAGAAACCCUACAAAUGUAACAAAUGUGGUAAAUCAUUUAGUCAAAGCACAUACCUUAUAGAACAUCAGAGACUUCACUCUGGAGUGAAACCUUUCGAAUGUAACCAGUGUGGGAAAGCUUUUAGUAAGAAUUCUUCUCUUACUCAGCAUCGGAGAAUUCACACUGGUGAGAAGCCUUAUGAGUGCAUGGUGUGUGGAAAGCAUUUCACGGGGAGAUCAUCCCUAACUGUCCAUCAGGUGAUACACACUGGAGAGAAACCUUACGAGUGCACUGAAUGCGGGAAGGCCUUCAGCCAAAGCGCCUACCUUAUUGAACAUCAAAGAAUCCACACUGGUGAAAAACCCUAUGAAUGUGACCAGUGUGGGAAAGCGUUCAUUAAGAAUUCAUCCCUCAUAGUGCACCAGAGGAUCCACACAGGAGAGAAGCCCUAUCAGUGUAAUGAAUGUGGGAAGGCCUUCAGUAGGAGUACAAACCUUACAAGACAUCAGAGGACUCAUACUGGUGAGAAACCAUAUGAGUGUAAGGACUGUGGCAAGGCCUUCUCAGUGAGCUCUUUGCUUACCCACCACCAGAAAAUCCAUACUGGGGAGAAGCCUUUCGAAUGCGACGUUUGCGGGAAAGCCUUUAUCCGGAACAUACACCUUUCCCACCACCAGAGAAUCCAUACUGGAGAGAAGCCUUUCCAAUGUAACGUUUGUGACAAAGCCUUUGUUUGCAGAGCGCAUCUUACCAAACACCAGAACAUCCACAGUGGGGACAAACCCUAUAAAUGUAACGAGUGCGGGAAAGCCUUCAAUCAGAGCACAAGUUUUCUUCAGCACCAGAGAAUACACACCGGAGAGAAACCCUUUGAAUGCAGUGAAUGUGGAAAGGCCUUCCGGGUGAACUCUUCCCUCACGGAACACCAGAGAAUUCACACGGGGGAGAAACCAUAUAAGUGUAGCGAGUGUGGCAAAGCAUUCAGGGAUAACUCGUCCUUUGCGCGACACCGGAAAACUCACACUGGAGAGAAACCUUACCGAUGCGGCUUGUGUGAGAAAGCCUUCAGGGACCAGUCAUCCCUCGCACAGCAUCAGAGGAUUCACACGGGGGAAAAGCCUUACACGUGUAACAUCUGCGAGAAAGCCUUCAGUGACCACUCAGCCCUUACCCAGCAUAAGAGAAUCCAUACACGAGAAAAGCCGUACAAGUGUAAAACCUGCGGGAAAGCUUUUAUUCGAAGCACACACCUCACCCAGCACCAGAGGAUUCACACGGGAGAGAAACCCUAUAAGUGUAGCAAAUGUGGGAAAGCCUUCAACCAGACUGCAAAUCUCAUCCAGCAUCAGAGGCAUCAUCUUGUAGAAAAAUGAUGCGAAUGCAGCUCGUGUGGAAAUGCUGUGGGGAUGACGACAUUCACCACUGACUAUAAGAGAAUACGUAAAGAAUCGCAGUGGAAUCUUUUAAUAGGAUCGUUGUGUUUACUGGGAGCCAAGUUCCAUGAUGCCAUGGGUUUUAAGAGUGUUAAGGAUGGCAAACAUACCUCUCUUUUUAGUACUGCCUCAGUUGGAAAGUGGUAUUUUUUUAUUGGCCUGAAUUACCAAGUCUUGGGACCAAAAUGAAACUUCAUUAAAAGUAUAAAUGUCAGUUUAUCAAGUUUAUGAUUUGUUAAGAUAAUUAUAAAGUUAUAAAAAUUAAGGUUGAGAAGCAAAUGAACAAACACGUACGAAAAUGGUCUAUACUCAUUUUAUUCUAGAUGUUCUUCUAUAAGACAGUUGCCAUCUUUAAGAGAACCCUUUGUUUCCCCCCACCCACAUCCAUGAUGCCUAGUUUAGAGACGUUUCCAUCAGUCACCCACGCAUGAGUGGAGUCAUGCUUCUCAUGAGUCUGCUUCUGUUUCAGCCAUCUUUGGGCAAGUCUCCUGGGCCUACCUGCUCACUUGCUCCU